This is a messenger RNA of Trametes versicolor FP-101664 SS1, 1191 nucleotides long. Its product is annotated as N-acyl-phosphatidylethanolamine-hydrolyzing phospholipase D. Bases 1 to 1191 code for a protein of 396 amino acids. Gene Ontology annotation, molecular function: N-acylphosphatidylethanolamine-specific phospholipase D activity; zinc ion binding. The record is from RefSeq and is a predicted model, not a curated record. NCBI's taxonomy places the organism in Eukaryota, Fungi, Basidiomycota, Agaricomycetes, Polyporales, Polyporaceae. Gene Ontology annotation, cellular component: cytoplasm; membrane-bounded organelle. The transcript is spliced from 9 exons. Gene Ontology annotation, biological process: N-acylphosphatidylethanolamine metabolic process; N-acylethanolamine metabolic process.
AUGAGCACAGGAAGGCGCGCGACGAGCACCGUGGUCGAGCGGAAGAUACAUCAUGAGAAGAGACCCGCUCACCACCUCAACGACACGGAAACACGGUUCACGAACCCUUGGCCGUCUUUCAGAAAUCACACAACUGCGCAGUUCCUUGGCUUUUUCUGGGAGCAACUCUUCGGCUUCCCGAAGCCCCCGCCCGACCUCUCCACACUCAUCCCCUCACGGACACCCGACUGGGCCCCCGUGAACGCAUCCAGUGGCAUCAAAGCGACGUGGCUAGGACACGCAUGCUUCCUCGUCGAGCUCCCGACGCCGCCUGGGGCCGCGCGCGGCCCGCGCAUCCUGUUCGACCCCGUGCUGUCGCACCGGUGCUCCCCAGUGCAGUGGGCUGGCCCGGGGCGUCUUCUUCCGACCCCCUGCGCGGCGGAAGACAUCCCGGAGGUCGACGCGAUCUGUAUAUCACAUAACCACUAUGAUCAUAUGGACGUCCCGACCCUCCGCACAAUCUACACCGCCCACACACCCCACAUCUUCGCCCCCCUCGGGAACCGCGCCCACCUCCGCUCCCUCGGCAUCGCCGACGCGCACAUCCACAUCCUCGACUGGUGGGACGCCGCGACCGUCACCGCCGCGCUCCCCUCCGCCGCCUACGCAGCCCAAGCCGUGCACGCGUCGUUCGCGGUCACGUGCACGCCCUCGCAGCAUACGGCGAAUCGCGGGACGUUCGACCGCUGGCAUACGUUGUGGUCGUCGUGGGCUGUCGAGGAGGUCUUCCCCAAUUUGGAGUCGGCGGCGGACUUGGGUGUAAGGGCGCGCGAGCCGCGGAAGGUGUAUUUUGCGGGCGACACGGGGUACCGGACGAUCCGGGAGGGGGAGGACGAGAGCAAGCUUCCGUGUUGUCCUGCGUUCGCGGAAGUCGGCGAGCGGCUUGGGCCGUUCGACUUGGCGUUGUUGCCCAUCGGUGCCUACGCGCCGCGCUCGAUGUGGUCAAACAUGCACGCAUCGCCCGCGGACGCGGUGGAGAUCUUCAAGGACGUGCGCGCGAAGCGGGCGCUCGCGAUGCACUGGGGGACGUGGACGCUGACGAGCGAGCCGACGAUGGAGCCGCCUGAGCUACUGAGGCAGGCGUGCGCGAAGGCGGGACUGAGCACGGGCACGUUUGACGUCUGCGGGCUUGGGGAGACCGUGGUGGUAUGA